UACAAGAGGGAGACUCUGAAGACAACGAAGUAUGUGGAGCUUGUUAUUGUGGCAGAUAAUCGAGAGUUUCAGAGACAAGGCAAGGAUGUGGAAAAAAUUAAGCAGAGGCUGAUAGAAAUUGCAAACUAUGUUGAUAAGUUCUAUAGGCCACUAAAUAUUCGUGUAGCCCUGGUCGGAGUGGAAGUAUGGAAUGACAUGGAUAAGUGCUCUAUUUCUCAAGACCCUUUCACCAGCCUCCAUGAGUUUCUGGACUGGAGAAAGCUAAAACUACUACCUCGUAAACCCCACGACAAUGCACAGCUGAUAAGCGGGGUGUACUUCCAAGGGACUACCAUUGGCAUGGCGCCCAUAAUGAGCAUGUGCACUGCAGAGCAGUCUGGAGGGGUUGUCAUGGAUCACUCAGAAAACCCUCUAGGUGCAGCAGUCACCCUGGCUCAUGAGCUGGGCCACAAUUUUGGAAUGAAUCACGAUACAUUGGAGAGGGGCUGUAACUGCAAAGCAUCUACCGAUAAAGGGGGUUGCAUCAUGAACCCCUCCACUGGCUAUCCAUUUCCCAUGGUAUUCAGUAGCUGCAGUAGAAAGGACCUGGAAAACAGCCUGGAAAAAGGAGUGGGAAUGUGUCUGUUUAACUUGCCUGAAGUCAAGGAGUCCUUUGGUGGACAGAAGUGUGGGAAUGGCUAUGUGGAAGACGGAGAGGAGUGCGACUGCGGGGAACCUGAUGAAUGUACAAACCGGUGCUGCAAUGCAACUACCUGUACUUUGAAACCGGGAGCAGUGUGUGCACACGGACUUUGCUGCGAAGACUGCAAGUUAAAACCGGCGGGGAUUUCUUGCAGAGAGUCAAGUAAUUCCUGUGAUCUGCCAGAGUUUUGCACAGGAGCCAGCCCUCACUGCCCAGCUAACGUGUACCUGCACGACGGGCACGCGUGCCACGGGGUGGACGGCUACUGCUACAACGGCAUAUGCCAGACCCACGAGCAGCAGUGUAUCACCCUCUGGGGCCAAGGUGCGAAACCUGCUCCCGGGAUCUGCUUUGAGAGAGUCAAUUCUGCAGGUGAUCCUUAUGGCAACUGUGGCAAAGACUCCAAGAGCUCCUUUGCCAAAUGUGAACCCAGAGAUGCUAAAUGUGGAAAAAUUCAGUGUCAAGGGGGAGCAAAUCGACCUGUAAUUGGUACCAAUGCUGUUUCCAUAGAAACUAAUAUCCCGCUUCAGGAAGGUGGCAAGAUUCUGUGUCGUGGUACCCACGUGUAUUUGGGUGAUGAUAUGCCCGAUCCUGGUCUUGUGCUGUCAGGAACCAAGUGUGAAGAUGGAAAAAUUUGCCUUAAUCGCCGGUGCCAGAAUACGAGUGUUUUUGGUGUACAUAAAUGUGCAACAAAGUGCCAUGGACGUGGAGUCUGUAACAACAAAAAGAACUGUCACUGCGAGGCUGACUGGGCCCCCCCCUACUGCGACAAGCCAGGGUUUGGUGGCAGCAUGGACAGCGGACCAAUUAGGCAAGCAGACAAUAAGAGUUUAACCAUAGGAGUGUUGAUAACCAUUCUGUGCCUUAUCUUUGCUGGAUCGAUCAUGUAUCUGAAAAGGAAGACUUUCAUGAGGUGGUUGUUUACAAGUAAAAAGACAACAAUAGAGAAACUAAGGUCUGUGAGUCCAGCAAGACCUUCCAGUUCAUCUGAUCCUAAUCAUGUUCACACCACAUCUCUCAGUAAAAAUCUCAUCAUGAAGCCACAAAAUACAAACAUGCAAAAAAGAGAUGGUCCAAGAAGGCCACUGCCAUAUCAGAUCAUUGACAUUAGUAACCCUGUGAAGACACACAAUUUGCCGCAAUUAAAAACACCGCAGCGAGUCCUUCCACCCCUUCCCCAACUGCCAUGUCAUCAUGCCGUGCCUGAAAGACCCUUGCCAGCUAACCCUUCGCUGAGGUUCGCCCAGGAAAACCACAAACCCAACCCUCCUCAGAAGCCUCUACCAGCAGACCCUCUGACCAAAGCGCGCUAUAACAGUGCAUGCCCAGCAGUGCCUGGACACACAAAAGCUCUGCCUCACGUUACUCCCGUAAGGCCUGCUCCUAAGCAUCCACCGCAGGUAUCCAGGUCCAGCAACACUGCUGAUGUGAAAUGACUAGAAAAUCCAACACCUUUGUUUUAAAAAGUGAAGACAGAAGUUUGCACUAUCUUUAAACUCCAGCUGGAGUUCAUUUUUAUGACAAUACUUAGAAUUUUUAAUGUUUAAAACAGCAUUAUUUUUAAGAAUUCUGAGCUACUGCCUUUGGUGCUGUGCUGUGCUAUGGUGCUCUGUACACUUGCUCAGGUACUUGUAAAUUAUUAAUUUAUGUUGAAUAUUUAUUACAGUGCAGUGCACUGUAGUAGAUAUUUUUACCAUAGCUGAGUUUUCCUAAAAAGGAAGCCUUUUUUGUAAUAUUUCAUUGAACUUGAAUAAUUCUGCUCUAUUGGUCCUAUGUAGAGUGUUUAGUUUUGAUCUAUUCUGUAAGGAGUGCUGAUACUCAUGGAUAAAUCAAAUGCAUAAACAACUCAAUCUCAAUGGUUCAUAACAAACUUUUGAAUAAAUAUGUCAGGGUAAAAAAACCUCUUCUAGAACAUGGUGAAAUGCCCGAUAUCUGCACGCAGAUGUGUAACAUAUGUAUUUAACCAAAGUAUCACUCAGCGUUAGCAGUUGUACUGUAAUUUCAGUUUUCACAUUACUG
Molecule: messenger RNA, 2701 nt
Organism: Pelecanus crispus (Dalmatian pelican)
Lineage: Eukaryota; Metazoa; Chordata; Aves; Pelecaniformes; Pelecanidae
Source: RefSeq, a predicted model, not a curated record